This is a messenger RNA of Drosophila busckii, 1558 nucleotides long. RefSeq names its product heparan-sulfate 6-O-sulfotransferase 3-B (gene Hs6st). Gene Ontology annotation, cellular component: membrane. Lineage: Eukaryota; Metazoa; Arthropoda; Insecta; Diptera; Drosophilidae. The transcript is spliced from 4 exons. Bases 34 to 1155 code for a protein of 373 amino acids. The record is from RefSeq and is a predicted model, not a curated record. Gene Ontology annotation, molecular function: heparan sulfate 6-sulfotransferase activity.
AAAAGCUCGGACAUGCUGAAACUACAAUGAGGCAUGCAGCCAGUGGCGCUGCAUCAGUCCAGCAACAACAACAACAAUCACAAUUUGGCUGGCAGCACUGCAAUUAGCGCAAAGGCCGCAGCACCACAGAAUAUAAUUGCAAAUGCUGGGCUAAGCUACGAGGAUGUGCUGAACGAUGACUUUCAGUUCGAUAUGGAUGGACACGAUGUGAUGGUGUUUCUGCAUAUACAAAAGACAGGCGGCACCUCGUUUGGGCGCCAUCUGGUGCGCGAUUUGGACUUGAAGCGCCCCUGCGAGUGUCAGCGGCAGCGUAAGCGCUGCUACUGCUUUCGCCCACAUCGCAAUGAGAAUUGGCUGUUCAGCAGAUACUCCACAGGCUGGAAGUGUGGCCUGCAUGCGGACUGGACCGAGCUAACCAGCUGCGUGGAUGUGGAGCUGGACAAGAACGAAGGCGAAACAGCCAAGCGUCGUUAUUUCUAUAUAUCGCUGCUACGCGAACCGAUCUCACGCUACAUGUCCGAGUAUCGACAUGUGCGACGUGGCGCCACCUGGAAAGGCUCCAGGCAUUGGUGCCUAGGACGUCAAGCUAGCGCUGUUGAGCUGCCGCCUUGCUACAAAGGCAAAGAUUGGCUGGACGUUGACUUGGAUCAGUUUGCUGGCUGCGAUUCAAAUCUAGCAGCCAACAGGCAAACGCGCAUGCUGGCGGAUCUGGCACUGGUGGGCUGCUACAACAAAUCCUCAAUGCCAGCGCAUGAACGAGAUCGGGUAAUGUUAGCCAGCGCCAAGCGCAAUUUGGCCGCCAUGGCCUACUUUGGACUGACGGAAUAUCAAAAGAUGUCCCAAUACAUAUUCGAGGAAACCUUCAACCUGCGCUUUGCCAUACCCUUUGAGCAGCACAAUGCCACCAUCUCAGCUACUGCUGUGCUCAAUCUGCGUCCGGAUCAGCGGCGACGCAUUGAAAAGUUGAACAGCCUGGACAUUGAGCUGUAUGCAUUUGCCAAGAAUUUGCUGUUUCAACGCUUCGAGCACCUGAAAGCGAAGGACACCAACUUUCAGCAGCGUUUCGCCAAUCUGGGCAACAUCUACUUCAAGCAGGGCGUGACGGAAUUCAACUGGGAUAGCAACAUUGAGGAUGCGAUCAGCACAGAUCAUUGAACUCGAUACCAAAAAUUAAUAUAACGUUUUAGCUCUAAGUGCAAGACCCUCAAUAUCGUAACGAGAAUCACAUAAUCUUAAGCGUGGAGGCAGCAGUAUUGUAUGCAUUAUAUAUAAACAACAUAACUAAAAACAAAAGGACUUUAAACUAGUGUCUAAGUAAUGUUAACAAUUGGCAACGCGUUUGGCAUACACUGCAAUUAAAAUUAGCUGCUCUCUGUCUCACUCAUUAAACGUGCGAAUAAUAUAAUAAUGCUAAGCUUACAUUUAUACUAUAUUUAGUUAAUUUGACAGCACUCCAGACAACACACUAAUUGUAUAUAUAGAACACAUUAAGCAUUAAUAUUAAACUUAGCUGUUUGUUUUGUACACGCCAUUAUUAGUUUUAAAAUUCGUAUGUUUU